Cyclopterus lumpus (lumpfish) is the source of this 1403-nucleotide messenger RNA. It is a transcript of the gene nme6, whose product is annotated as NME/NM23 nucleoside diphosphate kinase 6. NCBI's taxonomy places the organism in Eukaryota, Metazoa, Chordata, Actinopteri, Perciformes, Cyclopteridae. Gene Ontology annotation, biological process: CTP biosynthetic process; GTP biosynthetic process; UTP biosynthetic process. The transcript has 6 exons. Bases 212 to 760 code for a protein of 182 amino acids. The record is from RefSeq and is a predicted model, not a curated record. Gene Ontology annotation, molecular function: nucleoside diphosphate kinase activity.
CUGACCGCUGCAUAUUCGCCAUUCGUUAAAACCCCGUUUAUAUCACGGUGCGUCGUGACAUUAACGUAAUAAAAAUCACUUGUGCGUGAAGACGCCGACUAGAGACUUAGUUUAUAUUAAAGUAUUUUUACUAGAGUUGGUAUUGGCUCCAAUAUGGCGGCACCCGUUGCUGUGCUCUCCUCAAACUGACCAGUCAUUUUGGACAGAGACGAUGUUACUAACAGCUCCCCGCUUGCCCAAAGUGCUGCAGCUCACCCUGGCGGUAAUCAAACCAGAUGCUGUGGCUCAUCCGGUCAUGUUAGAGGCUCUUCACCAGAUAAUCCUGGGCAAUAAUUUUGUAGUUGUUAAAUGCAAAGAUCUUGUGUGGAGGAGACAGGACUCCGAGAAGUUUUAUGCUGAACAUUCAGGGCGAUUCUUCUACCAAAGACUUGUUGAAUUCAUGUCAAGUGGUCCGAUGCGAGCGUACGUUCUAGCCAGAGAGGACGCCAUACGCCACUGGAGAGAGCUGAUGGGACCGACCAAGGUGUUCCAAGCCAGAUACACCUCGCCUGCUUCCAUCAGGGCUCAGUUUGGACUCACGGACACGCGAAACACAACUCACGGCUCGGAUUCCGUUGAGUCGGCACAAAGAGAAAUCCGGUUCUUCUUCCCGGACUUCUGCGCAGAGGAGUGGAUGGAGAAGGAGGAGCCAUCGUUUAGAUCAGGACGAAUGCAGUACGACCAUCAAAAACAGAUUCACACACUUUCAACCCCGAGCUGACCCCAGAACUGCCGCUACAGUCUCUGAUCCCCAGAGGGGCACUCAGACCAUAAUGCGAGCUCCCAGACAGGAUGCCACAGUGUGACAUGCUCUAUAGAUAUAAUGUCUCAUGUUUGAUGAUCCCGGAAUAGUGCAUGUUAUUUAUUUGUCACCACAGUUCCUCAAAGUGCCAAUUUGUUCAUACCAUGUUUUUUGUCAGAAAAACCGAUGUUUCCUUCAACAUGGAAAUAUACUAUGAAGUAAUUUAAAAGAAGGACCAUCAAUGUUUUUAUUUUGUAUUUAUUGUCAUUAGAAAACACGAACGACUGGAUAAGAAAAUGUAACACUGUAUUGUACAAAACGACACCACGUAGAAAGACAAUGGUUUACAUUGUCAUCACAAACUCCCUCCCAGGCGUCAAUCGUCACAAUCAAUUUCAGUUUCCUGAGCCAUUUAGAUUGUAGCACAGCAGCAACGACAUUGGUACGUAUCGAUGUCAAAGAGCAAAAAAAUAUACGUGUAGCUGGUGGACAUUCGAUAACGUGGAAAUAAUACUGCAAUAAUAGCUUUUCACACGGAUAUUUAUCCCCAAAAACAUUGUAAAAGAGCAACGAGAAGGCUUUUUUUAGAUUUUACGUGUCAAUAAAUUAUUUCCUGUCUUCA